Cynara cardunculus var. scolymus (artichoke) is the source of this 2160-nucleotide messenger RNA. Its product is annotated as G-type lectin S-receptor-like serine/threonine-protein kinase LECRK3. The record is from RefSeq and is a predicted model, not a curated record. Gene Ontology annotation, biological process: protein phosphorylation. Gene Ontology annotation, molecular function: protein serine/threonine kinase activity; ATP binding. The transcript is spliced from 2 exons. Lineage: Eukaryota; Viridiplantae; Streptophyta; Magnoliopsida; Asterales; Asteraceae. Bases 1 to 2160 code for a protein of 719 amino acids.
AUGGCCACCUAUAUUGUCGCAAUUUCCUUUAUCUUCGAUAUAGCAAAAGCCCAAUCCAAUAUAACAGGAGGUCUUUCUUUAACGCCUACAGGUGCCACCACCUCAUGGCUUUCGCCAUCGAGACUAUACGCCUUCGGUUUCUAUCCACAAACAGCAGGCUACGCCGUCGGUAUAUAUAUUGCCGGAAUUCCAGAAAGGCCGGUGGUUUGGACGGCCAGACGCGACAUUCUUCCACUCUCGAAUAAUGCUACUUUGACUUUCACAACUGAUGGAAGCCUCAUCGUGGAACAAGUAGCAGGCCAACCAAUUGAUAUCACCGGUAGUACUAUUGUCGGUGCUUCUCGGGCUUCCAUGCAAGACAACGGGAACUUUGUGCUCUACAGUUCCGACGGGAUAACGGUAGCGUGGCAAAGCUUCGACCACCCGACUGAUACCCUUUUGGCUGGACAGAAGCUUGUACCGGUUCAAAGGCUGUUUUCAAGUGUCUCGGAGACAGACCAAUCCAUUGGGAUCUUUAAGCUCACGAUGCAAAUCGAUGGGCAUCUCGUGCAAUUCCCCAAUGUAGGGACUGACGAUACAACCGCAAGUUCUUACUGGGAGUCCGGCACGCCUGGAACGGGACCUGACGUCACACUAAAUCUUGAUUCCGAUGGGUUUUUGUACUUGUUGCAAGAUUCAGCUGUUUUCAUCAGGAAUCUAACACAAGGAGGAGGUCCUAGAUCCGAAAAGGCAAUCUAUUGGAUGAAAAUUGAUGUGGAUGGUAUCUUUCGACUAUAUUAUCAUGAUCUAAGUAACACGAGCAAGAAUACAUCAGUCAUAUGGGCAUCUUCGACGAACAAAUGUGCAGGAAGGGGACUUUGUGGAGUAAAUGGGUAUUGUUUCGUCAUGGACGAUGUUGCCCGAUGCAAAUGUUCACCGGGGUUCGAAUUUGUCAAUCCGGAGUCAUGGAGAUUGGGUUGUCAGAGAAAUUACAGUACCAUGGAAAGCUGCAAAGAUCCAGAUGCUGUUAACUCGUUCCAAAUGACGACCUUAAAUAAUGCUAAUUGGGAAGAUGCGGCUUAUGCGAUCCCCGAAGCAUCAACCCAAGAAGAGUGUUCAUUUGUUUGCUUAAAUGACUGCAUAUGCGAGGUGGCGCUGUUCACUGGACGAGUAUGCAGGUUGCAGAAGCUCCCUUUAAGAUACAUGGAAGUAAAAGAUAUUUGGACCUACAGAAAGAUUUCUGAAAAUGUAAAUGUCCAAUUGUUCAAUGAUGUUGGGCCUCGGGCUUUUACGUAUGCUGAGUUAGAAGGAACCACAGAUGGUUUUAGAGAAGAAUUGGGAAGAGGAUCAUUCGGGAUUGUUUACAAAGGUAUCAUAGAGAGCUCGAAUAAACUGGUGGCCGUGAAGAAGUUGAAGGAAGAGUUGGCACAAGAAGGUGAAAGAGAGUUUCAAACAGAAAUGAAAGUGAUUGGGAGAACCCAUCAUCGAAACCUAGCCAAGCUGCUUGGUUAUUGCUGUGAAGGUCCCGAACGACUCUUGGUUUUCGAGUACAUGACCAAAGGUUCCCUUGCAGAUAUAUUAUUCGAAACCAAAGAAAGCAAGCCGUGUUGGGAACAAAGAAUCAGAAUGGCAGUUGACAUUGCCCGUGGAAUCCUCUACCUACACGAAGAGUGUGAAACAGUGAUCAUUCACUGUGACAUCAAGCCUCAAAAUAUCCUAAUGAACGAGUAUGGAUGCGCCAAGAUUUCUGAUUUUGGAUUGGCAAAACUACUCGAACAUGACCAAACUAAAACAUUCACCUUGAUAAGAGGAACAAAGGGUUAUGUUGCGCCUGAAUGGCACAAGAAACUACCGAUAACAGCUAAAGUGGAUGUCUAUAGUUAUGGGAUCGUUCUUUUUGAGAUCUUAUGUUGUCGAAGGAGCGUGGACAGUAGCCUUCCUGUUGAAGAAGCUAUUCUUGAAGAAUGGGUCUAUGACUGUUACGAAGCAGAUGAAGUAUCGAAGCUAGUGUAUGAAAAGGAUGUAGAUAAGAGGAAAUUGGACCGAAUGAUUAAAAUAGGGCUUUGGUGCAUUCAAGAGGACCCAUCUUUGCGCCCAUCGAUGAAGAAAGUACUGUUGAUGCUCGAAGGGACAGUCAAAAUCCCAGAACCUCCCAAUCGCGAGUUCUCGAGUGUCGUGUAG